Molecule: messenger RNA, 1491 nt
Organism: Trichoderma aggressivum f. europaeum
Lineage: Eukaryota; Fungi; Ascomycota; Sordariomycetes; Hypocreales; Hypocreaceae
Product: CAZyme family GH27
Exons: 5
Coding region: 1-1491 (496 amino acids)
Biological process (GO): oligosaccharide metabolic process; glycoside catabolic process
Cellular component (GO): cytoplasm
Molecular function (GO): alpha-galactosidase activity
Source: RefSeq, a predicted model, not a curated record
AUGUUAUCCAAAGGUGCGCUGGCUGUCGCGGUCUCGGCGAUUGUCGUAGAGGCAAUCGACAAUGGCCUUGCUAGAACCCCGCAGAUGGGAUGGAACAACUGGAACUCCUUUGGUUGUGACGUCUCUGAGCAUCUGCUGCUCGACCACGCCAAGCUCAUCACGGAGUAUGGCCUUCAAGACUUGGGGUAUGAGUAUGUCGUGCUGGACGAUUGCUGGUCCGAUGGGCGUGACAGCAAGGGCAAGCUCAUUGCAGACAAGAACAAGUUCCCGCGUGGAAUGGGUGCUGUCGCGGAUGAUUUGCAUGCGCAGGGCUUCUUGUUCGGCAUGUACUCGAGUGCUGGCGAACUGACUUGCGCGCGAUAUGCGGGUUCGUUGGAUCACGAAAUGGAUGAUGCACAAAGCUUUGCGGAUUGGGGUGUUGAUUACCUCAAGUACGACAACUGCUACCACAUGGGUCGCUUCGGCACUCCUCUCAUUUCAUUCGAGCGUUUCAACAAGAUGGCGGAGGCUCUCAAGGCCACCGGAAAGAACAUCUUCUACAGUCUUUGCAACUGGGGUGAAGAUUAUUCCUACAGCUGGGCGGCAUCCAUUGGUAACUCAUGGCGUAUUUUCGGUGACAUCUACGAUUCUUUCGCUCGCCCGGACGAUCUUUGCUCUUGCAACGAUCCCGCCAACCCGGCUUGCAUUGCCCCUGGCACCCACUGCUCUGUGCUCGCCAUCAUCAACCGUGUCGUGCCAUACAUUGACCGCGGUCUUCCCGGUGGAUGGAACGAUCUUGACAUGCUCGAGGUCGGCCACGGUGGCCAGACCGAGGAAGAGUACCGAGCUCACUUCACGAUCUGGGCGGCUCUAAAGGCCCCCCUUCUGCUCGGCACUGAUCUUCGCAAGUGGUCAGGCUCUGACCUUGCCAUUGUCACCAACCCUGCCGUUAUCGCCAUCAACCAGGACCCCCGAGGCCGCGCCGUCCAGCGUAUCCGACGCAACUUCAACGUCCCCAAGGACGAGUGGGGCGUUGGCGAGACUCACAUAUGGAGCGGCCCUCUCGCCAACGGAGACCAGAUCCUCAUCUUGCUCAACUUCGCCGACGAGGAUCUCGACAUGGGCGCCACCCUCGAGGAAAUCUUCCUCACCAACGGUGUCGGCGGUACUGCUCCCCAGAACAAGCAGGACUGGGCCGUCCACGACCUUUGGGGCAAGACCGGCGGCGCCAUGAGCAACGAAGAUGCCCAGUCCAUCCUCGACACCGACAGCGCCGAGGGACGGAGGCAAAAGUUCCAGAAACUGGGGUGGUACAACUCCACCGAGCUUUCCUAUGCCGAGGGCUUGAAGCGCGAGGACCCCCGGUUGUUCGGCGAGCGUGUUGACACCAUCAAGUCUGGUGGCCGCCUUGACGUACGCGUGCCCCGACACGCUGGCAAGGCUUUCCGCCUGCGUAGCUUGAGCGGCGAGAAGAUUAAGCAGAAGAGCCACCUCAAGAAGGAUGAGCUGUAA